This is a messenger RNA of Pomacea canaliculata, 2894 nucleotides long. Its product is annotated as carbohydrate sulfotransferase 6-like. The coding region runs from base 258 to 1454 and encodes 398 amino acids. Gene Ontology annotation, biological process: N-acetylglucosamine metabolic process; sulfur compound metabolic process. Lineage: Eukaryota; Metazoa; Mollusca; Gastropoda; Architaenioglossa; Ampullariidae. Gene Ontology annotation, molecular function: N-acetylglucosamine 6-O-sulfotransferase activity. The transcript has 5 exons. The record is from RefSeq and is a predicted model, not a curated record.
GACUGCUAAAUGCUGAUUGGUUGUUGCCCAAGAAUGUAAGCGGAAGACUCAUUGACGUCUGGCAGUCGGACCGAGCACUACGAGAGGAGAGUCUGGGACGCCGAGAGUGUCGGUUCGAGACCUGCUAGCUCUCCUCGUGACAAGCGUUCGCUCGCAGCGUGGAGAGACUGAGACACAGCUCAGUAAAAACUGCCAGAGAUAAGUUGAUGUAGUCAGAGUUUGCAGAGUCGUGUGAGGUCUGGAGGUCACCAAAGGCCAUGCGCUUUCAAGUUCGUUCUAUUCUGAGACUGUUGGUCUUACUUGCACUGUUGACUUUGCUGUUUGUCAUUCUGUACAACAAUGGGUUGGCCGACACAAAAGUAUUGUCAGCUAUGGUCCGAGCUCCAACCAACUGUGUCUCCAAAACCACCAGAAACAUCAGCAACAGCGUCAACACGAUAACGUUUGAGGACGUACCGGGCACAAGUAAAGCUGACGUCAGACUGGUCAUUGCCACCUACAUGAGGAGCGGCUCGACCUUAGUGGGCGAGUUCUUUAACAUCCACAAGCAAGUCUUUUACUUCUUUGAACCGUUGUGGUCUAUCCAGAAACGCUACCUCAGCGGCGAACCGGUAUUUUUCUUUGACAAGGAUGAGAGAGCUCCUAAUACUAAUGGCUUCUUUGGUGAAGAUUCAAUGAGCGUGGACAUAAUCGGUACUUCUCUCAACUGCAGCUUUCUUAGCAUCGACCCUCGAACGUUGACACAGUGGACAUUGUACAGAAGCCUGGCUCCCGGAUCUUACUUAAGGUGCAAAGAGAAAUCUCCUGGAGUGUUCGGGAUUCUUCGCUGUCUGCCUAUUUUGAGGCGGACAUGCAUGGCAGCGCGAGUGACCGUCGUGAAGACGAUUCGCUUCAGUCUGAAACAGGCAGAAAAACUCAUGAAAGUAGAUCCCAGGGUAAAGGUCAUUCACCUCCUGCGUGACCCGCGGGCGACCUUUAGCUCACAAGCGGAGAUGGGGGAGUUUCCGUUGAAAGAUGUUGGCAACUUCUCGAAGCAAUUUUGCCAGCGCAUCCUGCAGGAUCUUGAGGACGCGCAGCGCAUGAAGGGAAUGCAUCCAGGACGGUUUCUGACGGUGAGGUACGAAGAUGUGGCCUGGGAACCCGUCACCUCGGCCACCAGACUCCUGGCCUUCGCGGGCCUUCACCUGGAUGAAGAGCUGCGGCAAACGGUGUGGAACAUGACGUCAGCAGGACUCAAGGACGACUGUUGCUACUGCACCACUCGCAACAACUCGCGCGCCACUGCUGCCGCCUGGCGGCUAAAACGUGACUUUGACUUCUUCUCGAAGGUGGACGCCAGCUGUGUGGGGAUCUACAAACUCUUGGGCUAUCUCCCCUUGGCGACAGAAGCCCACCUGAGGAACCUGAGCGUUCCUUUUUACCUGGACAGUGAGCAGGUGCGCGGCUUGUGGUAGUCGACAGGUGUUAAUGGGCUGCAUUGAUAAAACAAAGAUAGGUUUUUGUUACGGGUAAUAUCUGGAUAUCUUGGGCAAGCAUCUUGCUUCCGAAGAAACAUGUCCAGACCUAGUUGAUGCUGCUUUGUUCAAGGACCCCUUUGUGGUGGCAAAGAUGCUCAGGUGUAAAUUACUAUAAAGUAACAUCACCGGGGUCUGGACAACGCUUCGUAAUAAGAAAAAGAAACUCUUGCCUUUGAUUUUCACAGUUACGCAUGCUUCAAACUUACUUACCUAUAGAGUAGAUAGACAUGUUAUCAGCCAGUAUUGUUAAAGGGCUCCUGUGAUAAUAGACAGUCAUCUUUGUCAAGAGAAGAAACUGAUGAACGUGCCCAUGAAGCUGGUAAUCACAGCUUUAUCGUUACAUUUUGAUAUUUUUAAACAUGUGAUAUUUCUAGAAAAACGUCUACGAUUGAUCACAAAUGCAGGUGUGUAUGCGUAUGAGGAAGAGAUAGAGAGAAACUGAAACCGAAAGUGCUAAGUACCUUAAAGGGAGAUGACUGCUGACAAAAAAAAAAAAAAACGCCAGGGGUUAUCUUAUACCAUAUCACGGUUUUUCCCCUUGACACCCUUCAGUGUACUGUGAGGAUCUGGAGAGAAGGCGAUUGAUGAGCAUAUGAAAGUUAACAUGAGUAUACAUGAGUGUUUAAAGUUUAGAAACAAAUAUUACCCGGUGAACAAGAAGACCAUGAUGCUUUAUAUCUCUGAUUCUUGAGCUGACAGUGGAAUGUUUGUAUCAUGAUAUUGAAGAUUCAUACCUAAUAAGUUUAUUUAAUUUUUAAUUUUAUUUAAUUUAUCUAUGUCUAUGAAUACUUACAAAUGUGAUGAAACAUCUAGUUACGAAGAAAAUAUCUAAUCUAGUUGUAAGGUGAUAGUUACCAUCUUUGUGACUAUAUGAGCAUUUUAAUGACAGAUGAAAAUAUAAUAAAAAAAUAUUCCAUUUUACCUGGACAGUGGGCAGGUGCGUGGCUUGUGGUAGCGCUGCACCUGGUUGUAGAUAUCAAGCAUGGAUACGUCGUUGCUAAGGGAAAUAUCGGGAAAUCAAAGGCAAGCAUCUUGUUUCCCUAGUAACGUAGUAAAGUGUCCAGACCCAGCUGCUGCUUCUUUGUUUUGGGGGCUGCAGUUAGAGUAAAUUACUAAAAAGUAUUAUAUGGUCACUUAGGAAUAUUUAAAAUGAUUCAGUAUCUAGAAAUGGAAACUAGGCAAUAUAUUCACAAACGAAUGCCUCAGAAACGCCCUAUAUUCACAGAUGCACACAGAUAUUCCUCACAUACACACGAGUAAUUGAGAAUAUAGAAUUACUCAUAAUGUGUUUUAUUUUACAAUACAUUUUAUAACACAUUUUAUUUAUCGAUGUCGUUUGUUAGUGUUCAAAUGAGAAUGUUGGAGGUAAAGGCUACA